Messenger RNA from Rotaria sordida, 387 nucleotides. Lineage: Eukaryota; Metazoa; Rotifera; Eurotatoria; Philodinida; Philodinidae. The record is from the annotation of a GenBank genome assembly.
AUGAACAGUUAUGUACUUGAUAUUUAUAAUAGUAGUAGUGCUGGACCAGGUACACCUGUUGUAGUAUAUCCUAUGAAAAAUAGAACUAGAGAAGAUCCAUCUAGUCAACUAUGGUUUUUCGAUCAAGAUGGAACCAUUCGAAAUAUGGCUACUGAAAUGGUGAUCGAUAUCGACAGUGGUAUUCAGGAAAGUAAUCUAAUUGUAUGGCCAAAAAAUAUGGGAACAACUCAACAAUGGCAAUUGGAUGGCCUAUAUAUAUUAUGUCCAGGUGCAAAUAAAGUUAUCGAUAUCGAAAAGUCUCAAACUGUAUCUGGUGCACCUGUUGUUGCAUGGCCACACCACGCAGGUUUGAAUCAACAGUGGAAUAUUGUUCCAAAACUUCGGUGA